CGCAAUACUAGCAAAACACCGCAUAGUCUAGGCUUCGUAGGAAAGCGUAGACUGAUAUUCCUUCUCGAUACGUGCUCCUUUCUCCUAUGUUUACCUCGAAUUCAAAACAGUUUGUUUCGGCGGCUUACUCAGCGGCAUUCAACUUGUAGCCGCACCGGCUGACAGGAGAAAGUUUUCUGGUCCACAGCACAGGGUCACCUUCAGGCUCACCCUGGAUUUCUAAGAAAGUUCCACUCGAGAUGGCGCAACAAUUGAUCCAUAUACCAUUUGCAAGCCGCAUGAGACCCCACAGCCUUAUCUGUCCGUGACUCGGGUGCGGUGCACAAUGAGACCGAUUGCUUGAAUGAAGGCAAUGCGUAGGUUGGAAUCUCAUUCAAAACCCGCAAGACUUUCAAGAUGAAGGCUGUUAUGCUUGCGGAUGACGCCUGCAGUGUUAUCUUGCUAUUUUCGGCUAACGAGAUAUCCGCGCACCCACCCAUGAAAAAAGAGUAAGUAUUUAAUAUACUUCUAGGGCUAUUCCCGAUUCAUUUCCUCUCGAGGAACACAAACCCGGCCUUGAUUCUUCUAGAGAUGAGUGAAAGAGAGGAUCUGAAGGACAGUAUUACUCCUGCCCAGGACUUCGGUCAGAAAGUUCUAGACACACAGGGUGUGACUGUCGAACCUAUGUUGAAUUCAGAGAAAGUCUCAGUGUCCAAUGAUUGGAAGCUGGCUGAUGUUGUGAGGACAAAACAUCAGAACAGUUUAGACAGUUUCCCAAAAGAGCGGAAGCUGGGUGUGACCUGGUCUAAUCUAACGGUCAAAGUCACCAGCACCGACGCGAGCAUUCACGAGAACGGCUUGUCACAGUUCAACAUUCCCCGAAUCCUAAAGGAAUCUCGACAAAAGCCGCCACUGAGAACGAUUCUUCAUGGUUCUCAUGGCUGCGUCAAGCCUGGGGAAAUGCUCCUGGUCCUUGGUCGACCUGGAUCAGGCUGUACAACAUUACUGAAAUCACUAGCGAACAGAAGAGGAGGUUAUGACACUGUUGAAGGUGAAGUGUGGUAUGGUUCCAUGCCUCACAACGAGGCCAAAGGCUAUAGGGGUCAGAUCGUGAUGAACACGGAGGAAGAAUUGUUCUUUCCCACCUUGACCGUGGGACAAACAAUGGACUUUGCCACUCGAUUGAAAGUUCCAUUCCACCUCCCCAAAGGAGCACAAUCACGUGCAGAACAUCAAAGAGCGACACGAGACUUCCUUCUUGAGUCGAUGAAUAUCUCCCACACCAGCGACACCAAGGUUGGUAAUGAGUACGUCAGGGGAGUGUCAGGUGGGGAGAGGAAACGAGUAUCCAUCAUCGAGACCUUGGCCACCAAUGCUUCUGUCUUUUGCUGGGACAACAGUACGCGAGGCCUGGAUGCCAGCACAGCACUGGAGUACACCAAGGCCAUCCGUUCGAUGACAGACAUACUGGGCCUCUCCUCGAUCGUGACCCUGUACCGUAGGUUUUCAAUGUGUUUGAUCCCAGGCAACGCACGGUGUCCUGACUUUUGACAGAGGCUGGUAAUGGUAUCUUCGACUUGUUCGACAAAGUACUGGUCCUCGAUGGUGGCAAGGAAAUCUUUUAUGGCACCAGAGAAGAAGCACGACCGUUCAUGGAAGACCUUGGCUUCUGGUGUCCUCCCGGUGCAAAUGUAGCCGACUUUCUUACUGGUGUCACGGUUCCAACAGAGCGACAGAUUCGACAGGGCUACGAAGACAGCUUUCCAAGGAACGCCGACGAGCUGUUGCAACGGUACGAGAAAUCCCACAUUUACGAACGAAUGACAGCAGAAUAUGAAUUUCCAAGCACGCCCGAAGCGGAGACGAAUACCAAGGCUUUCCAAGAGUCUGUCCGUUUUGAGAAGGACAAGCGCCUAGCACAUUCAAGCCCCCUGACAGCUGGGAUCUUGGCUCAGAUACAAGCAUGCGUGUUGCGCCAAUAUCAGGUUAUAUGGGGUGACAAAGCGACAUUUCUCAUCAAACAGGUUUCCAACAUCGUACAGGCCUUGAUAGCAGGAUCACUGUUCUACAAUGCACCAGACAAUUCGGCAGGUCUGUUUAUCAAGGGCGGUGCGCUGUUCUUUUCCAUUCUUUACCCAACUUUGGUUGCCAUGUCCGAAGUCACCGACUCAUUUGUCGGUCGACCUGUGCUGGCGAAACACAAAUCCUUUGCCUUUUUUCAUCCAGCUGCGUUCUGUAUCGCUCAGAUCACCGCCGACAUACCUCAGCUACUGGUCCAGGUCAGUGCAUUCUCGGUGAUAAUCUACUGGAUGGUGGGAUUGGCUGCCUCGGCUGGCCAGUUCUUUACUUUUUGGGUCAUCGUCUUUGCCACUGCUAUGUGCAUAACUGCAUGCUUCCGCGCUAUUGGUGCUGCAUUUUCUACGUUUGAUGCUGCGUCGAAAGCAUCUGGUUUUGUCAUCAUGGUCACCGUCAUGUACGCGGGAUACCUGAUCGCAAAACCUGAAAUGCACCCUUGGUUUGAGUGGAUCUUCUGGAUUAAUCCUUUGAGUUACGCAUUUGAAGCCAUCAUGGGGAACGAAUUGCACAAUCGUCUGCUUCCUUGCGUAGGCACGAAUCUUGUUCCGAAUGGACCCAACUAUACCGAUCCGCAAUUCCAAUCAUGCACAGGAGUUGGCGGCGCAAUAAGCGGAGCGGUAUCUGUGACAGGCGAUGCUUACUUGGGGUCGCUAUCUUAUAGUCACUCCCACAUCUGGAGAAACUUUGGUAUCAUUUGGACUUGGUGGCUGUUGUUCGUCGCAAUCACCAUCAUAUUCACGUCAAGAUGGAAGUCGGAUUCUGACAAAGGAAGUAAAGCCCUCAUACCCCGCGAGAAUGCUCAUAAGUUGCGCCACAUGUUAGGAGAUGUCGAGUCGCAGGUGCAAGAAAAGCAGGUCGUCAGCUCUGACUCGUCACUGAACGAAGCCGGUACCCCUGCCGAGAACAGCAGCGACACACUUGUCCAGAAUAGCUCCAUCUUUACGUGGAAGAACCUGAGCUACACUGUCAAGACCUCAAAUGGCGACCUAAAACUUCUUGACAAUGUUCAGGGUUGGGUAAAACCUGGGAUGCUAGGUGCCCUGAUGGGAAGUUCUGGUGCUGGAAAGACGACACUUCUUGAUGUUUUGGCCCAACGUAAGACCGAUGGUACAAUCCACGGCUCUAUUCUUGUCGAUGGUCGGCCGUUGCCUGUUUCCUUCCAACGAUCAGCGGGCUACUGCGAACAGCUCGACGUGCAUGAGCCGUAUGCAACAGUUCGGGAAGCGUUGGAGUUCUCGGCUCUUUUAAGACAACCACGUCAUGUUCCGAGAGAGGAAAAACUCACGUAUGUCGACACGAUUAUCAAUUUACUCGAACUAGGGGACAUCGAGGACACACUCAUCGGGUUUCCUGGCGCUGGACUCUCAAUUGAACAGAGAAAGAGAGUCACGAUCGGGGUGGAACUCGUGGCCAAACCGAGCAUUCUGAUCUUCUUGGAUGAACCGACGUCAGGCCUCGAUGGACAGUCGGCAUACAACACCGUCCGAUUUCUCCGCAAGCUCGCCGACGUGGGUCAAGCCGUACUGGUGACAAUCCACCAACCGUCGGCUCAACUCUUUGCGCAGUUUGACACUUUGCUCCUGCUCGCCAGAGGUGGCAAGACGGUGUACUUUGGAGAUAUCGGUGACCAUGCUAUCGUCGUGAAGGACUACUUUGCCCGAUACGGUGCCCCGUGUCCCACCGAGGCCAACCCAGCAGAGCACAUGAUCGAUGUCGUCUCGGGACACCUGUCUCAAGGACGAGACUGGGCCCAAGUAUGGCUGGACUCGGAGGAACACAAGAAUGUCACCAGAGAGCUAGAUGACGUUAUCGCCGACGCCGCCUCCAAACCACCGGGGACUCACGACGACGGGUUCGAGUUUGCGAUACCCCUGUGGUCGCAGAUCAAGAUCGUCACGCACAGAAUGAAUGUCUCUCUAUUCCGUAACACCGAUUACACGAACAACAAGUUCGCUCUGCACAUCUCGAACGCACUAUUUAAUGGCUUCACCUUCUGGAUGGUCGGCGAUGGCGUAGGCGAUCUUCAACUGAAACUCUUCACCAUUUUCAACUUCAUCUUUGUCGCUCCCGGUACCAUCGCCCAACUCCAGCCUCUCUUCAUCGACCGCCGCGACCUCUUCGAGACCAGGGAGAAGAAGUCCAAGAUGUACAGCUGGAUCGCCUUUGUCACGGGCCUUGUGGUCUCCGAAUUUCCCUACCUCAUCAUUUGCGCCGUCCUCUAUUUCGUGUGCUGGUACUACACCGUCGGAUUCCCCAACAACAGCAACAGCGCCGGCGGGACUUUCUUCGUCAUGCUCUUCUACGAGUUUCUCUAUACCGGCAUAGGGCAGUUCAUCGCCGCGUACGCUCCCAACGCGGUGUUUGCCGCCCUCGUCGACCCGUUGGUCGUCGGCGUGCUCGUUUCCUUUUGCGGCACCUUGGUCCCCUACAAACAGAUCCAGGCCUUCUGGCGCUACUGGAUGUACUGGAUGGAUCCUUUCAACUAUCUUAUGGGGAGUAUGCUGUCGUUCGUCCUCUGGGACGAAGACAUCACCUGCAAGGAGCGCGAGUUCGCCAGGUUCGACACCCCCAACAACGUCACUUGCCGCGAGUACCUGGCCGAAUAUCUGCAGACGACCCAGGGUCAGCUCGCCAACCUCGUCAACCCGGAGGACACCAGCGGGUGUCGGGUGUGCGAGUACAAUACGGGCGCCGACUAUCUGUAUACACUUAACCUGAAGCACGAGUACGUCGCGUGGCGAGACGCGGCGAUCGUGGUCAUUUUUGUCCUCAGCUCGUACGCCUUGGUGUAUGCCUUGAUGAAAUUGAGGACGAAACAGAGUAAGAAAGCUCAAGGGUGAUUCGAGGAGAAGAGAGUUGAGAAGAGAGGAGUAUGCUGUACUCUCUAGUAGAAUUUUCAUUCCCUGGGUGGGUGAUGAGUUCAUUUAUUGGUGGGCUAGAGGGACUUUGUUUUGGUAUAGAUUAUAGACUUGGACAUUAGACUUCAUUUGUGGGAUGAUACAGCCAGUAUAUACUGCACAUAUGUACCAAAGUAGGUAGGGAGAAGUUCAGUAUAGGAAGGGGAAAAAACAGCACUCCUCUCUCAACCCUUGAGGAUCAUUAACCCUAGACAUUUAUU
This is a messenger RNA of Exophiala oligosperma, 5173 nucleotides long. RefSeq lists its product as hypothetical. Gene Ontology annotation, biological process: transmembrane transport. Gene Ontology annotation, molecular function: ATP binding; ATP hydrolysis activity; ABC-type transporter activity. The coding region runs from base 1632 to 4895 and encodes 1087 amino acids. The transcript is spliced from 3 exons. The record is from RefSeq and is a predicted model, not a curated record. Gene Ontology annotation, cellular component: membrane. Lineage: Eukaryota; Fungi; Ascomycota; Eurotiomycetes; Chaetothyriales; Herpotrichiellaceae.